GGUACCCAAACGCACCAUUACGUCUUUCGAUUCGGCGAUUGUUUUGCUAGCUGAUGUUAGCCGAGAAGGAAAAGACACAAGUUGUGAUAGCUUCCACUCGUCAAAUAACUACAACAAUCGAAACAAGAUGAGUGAGCAGUUGAAAUUCAUCGUCGAACAACUGAACAAAGACCCGUUAAGGAAAAACUUUAAUCUCAUCACGUUUGACUCCCUCGAGCCGAUGCAGUUGCUUCAGGUGUUAAAUGAUGUCCUAGCUGAAGUAGACCCAAAGCAAGCUAUUGAUAUUCGCGAGGAAAUGCCUGAACAAACCGCCAAGAGAAUGUGUUCUUUGCUCGGGAUGCUAAAAUACAACCCCCCUGGCAACCAGUCUGAUCUAAGCGGCUUCAGACAAGGUCUGGUGAUUGGCAGCAAACUUGCAGUGCAUCCCAUUUUGCACUGGCUGCUGCAGAGAGUCCCAGAGCUGAAGAAGAGGGCUUAUCUAGCUCGCUUUCUUGUUAAACUCGACGUUCCUGCAGAGUUCCUGGCUGACGACGUCAUCAGUGACACCUAUCAUCAGUAUGAAGAACUGGUGGAGGCAUUUAAGACAAACCAUAAGGAGUGUGAGCAGCUGAGAACGUCAGGCUUCUCCACAGCAGAAAUCAGGAGGGAUAUUACUGCAAUGGAGGAAGAGAAAGGCCCACUAAUUAAACGUGUGGAGAGGAUGAAGAAGAGGGUGGAGUCAGUAUCCAGCCAUCAACAGAUGCUGGAGCAGGCCAGACUGCUGAGAGUUGAGAAGAAGAGAGAAGAAGAUUUAGCUCACCAGAAGCAAGAACAAAAGAAUCAACUGUUUCAGGCAGAGCAGAGAUUGCAGAGGUUGCAACAGCAGUUGAAGGACAUGCGACAGGCUGCAGCUGAUGCCAGUCCGGAUAGCUUGAUGAAGCGACUCGAAGAGGAGAUCAAGAUCAACUCCUACAUGGUCUCUGAGAAACUGCCCAAAGAGUUGGAGGUUCUCAGGCGCACAGUGCAGUACCUUCAGAGGGUGGCGUCAGAGCCUGCUUUGGGCCACGGUGAUCUCCUGGAGCUGGGGGACAAGAUUAAAGAAGUUGACUCCCAGAUAAAUCAGCUGAUUGAGAAGAAGAUGAUGAGAAGCGACCCGAGAGAUGACAAGCUAACCCUCUACAGGCAGCAGGCAUCCAUCAUCAUCCGUAAAAAGGAAGCAAAAGCAGAAGAGCUGCAGGAAGCGAGGGAGGAGUUAGCUGCAGCAGAACGGCAGCUAAAACACAAAACCGACCAGGCACGGGCCUCCAAUGGGGAAGAGGUCAUUCGGGGUGAUGAGCUCAAACGUUUAGUGGUGAAACUGCGCAGCAAGGGAACCGUAUACAAGAAAAAACGUCAAGAAAUUGCAGAGCUGAAGGCGGAGUACGGAAUUCUUCAACGGACUGAAGAGAUUCUUAAGCAGAGACAUGAGGCUGUCCAAGAGAAACUGCAAUCUGUGGAGGCUGAGAAGGGUAUCUCUGGCUACAGCAACACUCAGGAGGAACUGGAGAGGGUGUCGGCCAUCAAAAGUGAGCUCGAUGAAAAGAAGGGCCGCACACUGGACGAUAUGUCUGAAAUGGUGAAACAAUUAAACUCGAUGAUCGUAGAGAAGAAGUCGGCCCUAGCUCCAAUAAUCAAAGAGCUGAGGUCACUGAGGCAGCAGUGUCAGGUGAUAAAUCAGGACUAUGAGGAAAAGAAGUCACAGUAUGAAAGUUGUGCUGCUGGUCUGGAGAGCAACAGGUCGAAAUUGGAGCAGGAGGUGAAAGCACUGCGGGAGGAGGCAGCACAGGAGGAAAAUAGAUACCAUUCCAUCAACUGCAAGUCAGAGAUCAUUGAGAUGCAAAUACAGCGGGCGGCUGAAGAGAUGAAGGCCUACGUGUCCUCUGACGUCCAGGAGAGGAAAAAGGCUAUCAGGGAAGUGUACAUGAAGAACAUUGCAGAGCAGGAAUUACUCGGCAAGAAGUUGCGUGAGAAGCAGAAGCUGGUGAGGGAGAACCACACUGUGAACAUGGAGCAGAUGAAGAUGUGGAGAGACUUGGAGCAGCUGAUGGAGUGCAAGAGGCAAUGCUUCAUAAGAGCGCAGAACGAGGCAUCCGUUGGUCAAGUCAUCCAGGAAGGAGGAGAAGAUAGACUUGUGCUGUGAGCACUUCUUACUGGAAAGUUUUAACUCUCUGUGGGCCACCAUACUUAAUGACACAUUCUUAUUUAUUCUUAAUAUACUUUUGAACUAAGUGUCCUGCGAUAACAGCAUACAAAGUGGUGUACUGGCAGCCAACUAUUUUUAGCAACGGAGUGUGUUUCCUGCUUAUUUUGGAGGUCUAUGUUGCUUUGGAUGCUGUCUGAUGACACUUUCUUGGUUGUUUGUACAUUUCCAGAAAGAAUUUAAAGAAAUACAAGCUCAUAUAUUUCAUUGUCUUUUACGACUGGAUUUUAUGACUGAGAGAUGUUCUGUUAAGGGAUGCUGUGAUCGAUCGGACACCGGUCAAUAUCGUCCGAUUUCCGUAAAAAACAACAACAUGUGAUCAAUGUAUGCCGAUAAACGCCUUUCAAAGCCGAUCACAAAAAACGAUCAGCGUGCGGCGGCAAAUCCUAUAUGUCUGCUGGGUCACGUAAGGUUGCCAAGAAAAUGACCCGUCUCGUAUUGAGCUUGACACAGGCUACGCCAAUCGAUGCCAGCUUGUUUGAUCACUCCCUUACCAAAUCUAUCUCAGUUUGACUAUUCUUGCAUCUUUUGACACAGUCUGCCUAGCUGUCACUGGCUGCACUAUGUAUUGGGGGCAGCUAGCUAGCAUUUAGCUAGAGUUAUCUGGCUAACUUCUGGUCUUCGGGCUCCAAAUGUGACUUUUUACCACAGUGUUAUUUUGUUUUUAAAACAAACAAGCAAUACAGUUGGGAGCUCGUUUUUAUCCCAAAGGAAGUUACAAAUGGAUAUCACGGUCAUGGCGUACUUAGUAACUUUUGCAAGUGUCACAGGACAACUUUACUCUUUUGUUGUCAUUAUACUAAUUAUGUCUUGUCUACUAUUUGUGUGCGGUUGUUUAAUGAACAUAAACACAUAGUGUGCCCAGCCUUAUGAUGGUGAUACUAUGACAGGGGUCUACUAUCUCACCAGCUGAUUUUGAGUAGCUUAGAAACGCUCAAAAAUAUUGCUUGAACUCUUUGAAUUUCUUUAUUAUAACUUUUGAAUUCAGACUUUAUGCCUUUUAUAUAAUGACAAAUGAGCACAACAUAGCACACAAAUGAAGGCAAAGAACAAAAACAAUCUACCCAAAUGUUUAUUUGUUAAUAAUUACUUAUUUGUCAGGUAUCAGAUGAUUGGUAUUGGAAUCAACAGCAUAAAACCCUGAUCGGAUCGCAUGUAGAUGGACAAAUACAAAAUCAAAUACAUUAUUUCCAUGUACAGUACGGUAUACUAUUUUAAAAUUAAUUACAAGACGAAGUUCAGUUGCCUAGCAAAAUGUCAUCACAUUUUAACAACUGAGUAAACUUGUCAAUCUGAAAUAGCCGGUGUACUUGAUUUGUAUGCUUCAUGAUGCCACUAACGUCUUCAUAGAUCAUUUCAGGGUGUCUUUUUCUAAUCUGCUGUUGACAGUCAAUGUUUCGGGCUCUUGUGCCAAACACAUUGCGUGCACAUUGAUGUCCAACUGGGGAGUAUCAUGUUAUUUUUAAAACGCCUUCGUCUUCUAAGGGCCUUACAGGGAUGUGAUAACAGAUUAUACACGUCAGUCCUGUCAAGUUACAGGCAAUGAUACCCUCGAAAGGGCAGGGCCGGGGCAGGGGGUUAUCUUAAUGCUCGCUGACUUUACAGCAAUAUGGAUGCAUUUACAAAUUGUGGCCAUUCAGUUACUUACUGUUCGCACUCAAGUGCAAAUAAGGAAAGAAUUUUAAAAAAUCAAUAUAAAAGCAAUUGUAGUGUGAGGGAAACUUUACAUUGUGCAAUGCGGUUUUGGAAACAAAAAGGAUAAAAGUGUGAUAAUGCAUAUGAUGCUUAAAAAAAUCAAAAACAAAAAUCACAUUUAAAAGGCACAUUUUCCACCGUUACCGUCACAAAUGACAAAAAAAUGGACAACACUCAACUGAUUGGUAAUCAUAAAUAUUUUAUUUGCAAACAAGGCCAUAUUGCAAAAACUUUGGAUGUUUUAAUACAUUUAUUAAGCAGAGUAUGUCAACAUACCAAUGGUAUGCUAAGCUAUGCUAACUUUAUUUUUUUGACUAAACAAUAUUUGUGGUACUUUUUUCUUUUCAGGAAUUCAAGUAAAUGACUAGAAUCUUACAUCAAGAAAUAAUAGUAUUUUUUCUGACAGUACAUUGGUACAUUUACAUACAACUACAUUUGAAAAUCCAUGAAUAAUUGAAUGAUUGUAACAUUUGUUCAGCAAUGUAUGCAAUGCUAACUUUUUUUUACUUUUUUUUAACCAAAAAUACUAUUUUAACAAUUUGCAAUGCUUUAUGUUUUUGUAAUUCAAGUAAAUAACUUGCGUUGUUCAGCACUGUAGGUCAACAUAUGCAUGCUAUGCUAACCUUUUUACCUUCUUUGUAAUGUUCUCAUGUGAUGAGGAUGAAUGUGUUGUAGCUUAUACAAUGUCAUUUUGAAAGAAGUUCUUUAAUUGUAUUCUUUAGUCAACACCACAGUUCAGAAAAAAAAUAGCUGGGGUUCACACAUGGCCCCCGGGCCGC
Molecule: messenger RNA, 4692 nt
Organism: Dunckerocampus dactyliophorus (ringed pipefish)
Lineage: Eukaryota; Metazoa; Chordata; Actinopteri; Syngnathiformes; Syngnathidae
Gene: ift81
Product: intraflagellar transport 81 homolog
Exons: 18
Coding region: 128-2158 (676 amino acids)
Biological process (GO): cilium assembly; intraciliary transport
Cellular component (GO): intraciliary transport particle B; cilium; centrosome
Molecular function (GO): tubulin binding
Source: RefSeq, a predicted model, not a curated record